This is a messenger RNA of Physella acuta, 1785 nucleotides long. RefSeq names its product coiled-coil domain-containing protein 1-like. Lineage: Eukaryota; Metazoa; Mollusca; Gastropoda; Physidae. The record is from RefSeq and is a predicted model, not a curated record.
AUGAGCCAAAGUUUUCAAUGUGAGCCGUUAGUUGUCUACUACAUGAGCCAAAGUUUUCAAUGUGAGCCGUCAGUUGUCUACUACAUGAGCCAAAGUUUUCAAUACACAUUUGAUGCUUCCUUUGAUGCUACAUUUGAUGCUACAUUUGAUGCUACAUUUGAUGCUACAUUUGAUGCUACAUUUGAUGCUACAUUUGAUGCUACAUUUGAUGCUACAGUUGAUGCUACAUUUGAUGCUACAUUUGAUGCUACAUUUGAUGCUACAUUUGAUGCUACAGUUGAUGCUACAGUUGAUACUACAUUUGAUGCUACAUUUGAUGCUACAGUUGAUGCUACAUUUGAUGCUACAUUUGAUGCUACAUUUGAUGCUACAUUUGAUGCUACAUUUGAUGCUACAUUUGAUGCUACAUUUGAUGCUACAUUUGAUGCUACAUUUGAUGCUACAGUUGAUGCUACAUUUGAUGCUACAUUUGAUGCUACAUUUGAUGCUACAUUUGAUGCUACAUUUGAUGCUACAGUUGAUGCUACAUUUGAUGCUACAUUUGAUGCUACAGUUGAUGCUACAUUUGAUGCUACAUUUGAUGCUACAUUUGAUGCUACAUUUGAUGCUACAUUUGAUGCUACAGUUGAUGCUACAUUUGAUGCUACAUUUGAUGCUACAUUUGAUGAUACAGUUGAUGCUACAUUUGAUGCUACAUUUGAUGCUACAGUUGAUGCUACAUUUGAUGCUACAUUUGAUGCUACAGUUGAUGCUACAUUUGAUGCUACAUUUGAUGCUACAUUUGAUGCUACAUUUGAUGCUACAUUUGAUGCUACAGUUGAUGCUACAUUUGAUGCUACAUUUGAUGCUACAUUUGAUGCUACAUUUGAUGCUACAUUUGAUGCUACAGUUGAUGCUACAUUUGAUGCUACAUUUGAUGCUACAGUUGAUGCUACAUUUGAUGCUACAUUUGAUGCUACAGUUGAUGCUACAUUUGAUGCUACAUUUGAUGCUACAUUUGAUGCUACAGUUGAUGCUACAUUUGAUGCUACAUUUGGUGCUACAUUUGAUGCUACAGUUGAUGCUACAUUUGAUGCUACAUUUGAUGCUACAUUUGAUGCUACAUUUGAUGCUACAUUUGAUGCUACAGUUGAUGCUACAUUUGAUGCUACAUUUGAUGCUACAUUUGAUGCUACAUUUGAUGCUACAUUUGAUGCUACAUUUGAUGAAAUCUUUUUGGACCUGGACCCACAUCAAGGGGCAAGUUUAAAGGAAAUAGAUCCUAGUGACGUCUUCAACUCAGAUUCUAGUGACGUCUUCAACUCAGAUCCUAGUGACGUCUUCAACUCAGAUUCUAGUGACGUCUUCAACUCAGAUUCUAGUGACGUCUUCAACUCAGAUCCUAGUGACGUCUUCAACUCAGAUUCUAGUGACGUCUUCAACUCAGAUUCUAGUGACGUCUUCAACUCAGAUUCUAGUGACGUCUUCAACUUAGAUUCUAGUAACGUCUCACAAGAAAAUUCCUAUCAUGAUGACAAGAGUGACGAUGACAAGUGUGACGAUGACAAGUGUGACGAUGACAAGUGUGACGAUGACAAGUAUGAUGAAGACAAGUAUGAUGAUGACAAGUAUGAUGUUGACAAGUAUGAUGAUGACAAGUAUGACGAUGACAAGUAUGAUGAUGACAAGUAUGAUGAUGACAAGUAUGAUAUUGACAAGUAUGAUGUUGACAAGUAUGAUGAUGACAAGAUGUGCCCUAAGCCUUAUGGAAUAGACCUUUCUGCAAUCCCACAGGUCAAUAAUUAA